Solanum pennellii is the source of this 1275-nucleotide messenger RNA. RefSeq lists its product as uncharacterized. The coding region runs from base 270 to 695 and encodes 141 amino acids. The record is from RefSeq and is a predicted model, not a curated record. The transcript has a single exon. Lineage: Eukaryota; Viridiplantae; Streptophyta; Magnoliopsida; Solanales; Solanaceae.
UGAUGAAAGUAGGUGCCAAAAAAUAAGUAUGUUCUAGAAAAAAAUAAAAUAUAAUAACGUUGAUUUAUUUUUUUUGUGUGUGCCAAACUUUAUUAUCUCUACCUCCCUUAUUGAAGAGUACAUCUUCCUAAUCUAAGGCCACUAAUAGAGUUACGAUUACAAGUUUCCAUCUCCUAAAGUCACCCAACAUGAGGUUCUUCUUGUGUCAAGAUAACGUGGCCCCCCAUACAAUAUCUCUCACUUAAGACAAAAGUUACUCUAAACACACUAUGAAGAAAAAGCAGGAGCCUCAUCAAGAUGAACAACAUGAUGUUGAAAUCCUCAAGGCUGUGGCACAAGCCUGGCAUGGACACUCUAGCAGCCGUGGAACUACUGCUGAAUUCGACGCCCACCGCCACAAUUUCAAGAAUAAGCCAUCAAGAUUCAAGCUUGAAGCUAUGAACAAGGCAACCUCCAGAGAAUAUGAUGGAACAAUUAGUAGAUGGGAUUUCAGCCAGUCUCUUUGGGAUUCUUAUGAGAUACUCAAUGUGUCCAAAAAGUUAGAAACUGGGCUAAUGCUGGACCAUCCAUUGGAUGGGUCUAUCCGACUUGGACAGAAGAGGAAAGAGAGUAAGAAUAGCUUAAGAAAUUUGCUCAAUAGGGUGUCUUCAAGAAGAUAUAAUGAUGCUGAUUCAACACUAGACAAGGAUGGUUAAUAUCAAGUAGUAAUAUGUAGAAUUUGGUUUCAUUUUUUCUGAAAGAAGCCAAGAGAGCUCCGUUUCUUGAUUUUUUUCCUUAUCACAUAUGCUGAUUCUUCUUUAUCUUUUAGGCGAUUUUUCAUAUAAUUAUCAUCACUUAGCUGAGAGGAAGCACAAGAUGCAUUGUACUGAAGCCUGCAGCUUCAUCCAUCCACCUGUUGAGUGAAUAAAUGAAAAAAAAAAGGAGUGGCUAACGUAUAGCCACUGGGUGGGGAUGUGUUGGUGUUUUUGUUCCCGUCCCACGAGUCGAAGUCCCCACACUUUCCAAAUCAGCUAAAAGAUUGAUUGAGCUGCACUAUAUAGAAAAAGAAUCAUAUACCUUAGAGAUAGGAGAUUUAGGAAAUGUUUUCUUCUUUCCUCAACUGAAUUAUUGUACCUUGCUUUUGAAGAUUCUUUCAAGAUUGGAACUUGAAGGGACCGUUGUGAACAGGGAUAAUGCCCUUCGAGUCUAGAAGGGGUGGGGAGGGAGCAGUAAUUUGUGAGUGUGUUGUGCAAGAGCUGACAUUACAGUAAUGAACAAACAGGCAAUUUCUUCCUA